This is a messenger RNA of Cebus imitator (Panamanian white-faced capuchin), 5518 nucleotides long. RefSeq names its product protein phosphatase 1 regulatory subunit 26 (gene PPP1R26). Bases 1154 to 4780 code for a protein of 1208 amino acids. The transcript has 3 exons. NCBI's taxonomy places the organism in Eukaryota, Metazoa, Chordata, Mammalia, Primates, Cebidae. Gene Ontology annotation, biological process: negative regulation of phosphatase activity. The record is from RefSeq and is a predicted model, not a curated record. Gene Ontology annotation, molecular function: protein phosphatase inhibitor activity.
AUUUGACAAUUUAGAAAACUGUUCCCUAGGAGUCCGGGCCCUCUUUGCAAUCAGGCAGAAGCUGUAAAGGAGGCUAGUGGAGAACAGAGUAUUUCCCCAGAAAACUCCCCUCCUCACCUUGCCAUCCAGUGCAAAGACACUGCCCGGGCCAGUUUUCUUAAAGUCGUAUUGCUGUUUAAGGAGUUAAUAGGGCCCAGUGCAGAGGCUUAGGCCUGUAAUCCCAGCAGAGGCAGAGGGUGCAGUGAGCCAAGAUCGUGCCAUUACACUCCAGCCUGGGCAAUAAGAGCAAAACUCCAUCUUAAAAAAAAAAAAGGAGUUAAUAGUCAUGAUUGAGACUCUUAUCAGCCCAAAGAGAAUGCACAUGUUUUGUAAUUUACGUCAUUUUGCAGAGGCAAUUUGAAUAACAGCCUGCAGUACGGCAGGCAUGGGUCUGCUAGCCAGUGAAAGGGCCCCGCCCCAUGGUUGGUCCCCAGUGCUCUGUGUCAUUGGGAAUCUCUCCAGAAGGUGACUUUGUGCCGGAUGUCAUGGGCAGCAGUGGGUGGCCAGAAUCUGAGAACUGGUAGACACUUCCCAUCCCUGCCCCAUCACCAUCACCUCAGCCAGCAUCAGACUUUUUUCCAGGAUAGUUAUACAUUCCUUGUGCUUGAAUGCGUUUGUCUUAAUGCAUUAAAUUAAAUGUAUUUGCAUUGUGGUUUUAAAUGUCUUAGGGUAAGUUCUUUCAAAAGUUAAUUUUGAGCCCUUAAGUUAAUGAUACUUCUUUCCAAAAAAAUUAUGUAUGAACUGUAGCUUCAGCCUCUGAUUAGAUGCCUUCUCUUUGAUUCUCGUAGUCAAAAGUCUGUUUAAAAAGCAGAGAGAGGGUGCCUCGGCGUGUACGUGAAGAGAUGAAGACCCGACCCUGGGCGUGUGGGGACACUGGCCGCCACUUCAUCCCCGUCAAUCUGGACUCAGAGAAUUUCAAGAGCUUGCUGGUUGGGUCAAGAGUGAAUCUGCACACGCCACCCUGCUGAUCCCGGAUUUAUAGCCAUCUUUUUAACCUGCAAAGAAGCAUUUGCAGACGUUCUCUCAUGGGUAGCGCUUGCCAACCUUUGGAGGAUGUGAAGCCGGCAGAGAAAUAAAGCGUUGCCCCUCUGCGCGUCCCUCCCCGCCUGCUAGAAUGUUUCUCAUGAACGCUCCUCCAGUGGUUGCUCUCCAGUCCAAAUGGGAGGGCUUUGGCCCGCCAGGGAGCUUUAGGUUCCCCAGGUGCUUCUCGGAGGCUGACGAGGGCGUGGAGAGCGCGGCGGUGAGCGCCCGGGUGCAGAUGCUCAUCACCACGCUGCAGCGUGACGGGGCUGCUCGGGGCACCAGCGAUGAACGUGCCGUGCAGAGGGGCCACAGGGCGGAGGGAUGCCACGACGCCAGGCCGGCGGCCAAGCCCCCCGUGCACAAGGAGCCGCCUGCCUUGGCUGCCUGUGGCCUUGUGGCUGGCAUUGACCCCAUGGGGGAGGAGGCAGCUGCAGACUUUGGCCCAUUGGUGCUAGAUUCAGACAGCGAUGAUUCCGUGGACCGGGACAUUGAGGAGGCCAUCCAGGAGUACCUGAAGGCAAAGAGUGGUGCCCCACAGCCCGGGGCCGGGGGGGUGCAGCCAGGCGCAGCCCAGCAGCCUUCCAGGGCCUCAGGUGGAAGCAGUAGAUGUAAGCCAGAACCGGCUCACAGCAGUGCCCCAACUGCCCUGGGUCCCCCAAAACUUGCGCCUGGCUCAGGCGGUGGCCCUGGCAUCCAGGGGGCAUCCAGCCAGGACCAGGGCUCCGCCUCCCCGGUCAGCGUGAGCAGUGAUGACUCCUUUGAGCAGAGCAUCAGGGCAGAAAUAGAACAGUUUCUAAACGAGAAGAGACAGCAUGAGACCCAAAAAUGUGACGGGUCAGUGGACAAGAAACCUGACCCCAACGAAAAUUCGGCGGCCAAGUCACUCUUGAAAUCCCACCAAGAGCCGGCCGCGAGAGGGUUGCAUCGGCAGGGUCUGAUGGGCACCCAGAAGGAGUUCACCUUCCGCAGACCUCCGCGGUUAGCAAAGAUGAACAUGCAGCCCAGAAACCUCAGGUCCACGGUCACAACCACGCAGGAGAACGAGGGCAGCGCAAAGCCAGCAGCCCCCGGCCGCCCUUCAGAAGCAGCACAGAAUCAAAUCGGGACCAAGAGGAGCACCAGCACCGCAAGGAGGGGAGGGCGAGUCCCGAGCGCGGCACAGGCGCCCGAGGCGUCCGACUCCAGCAGCGACGACGGCAUCGAGGAGGCCAUCCAGCUGUACCAGCUGCAGAAAACACGCAAGGAGGCGGACGGGGACCCGUCCCAGAGGGCCCAGCCCCGCGAGGAGAGGCAGCCUGACCCUCCGGCACACAGCACAAGCAGUGCCACGAAAAGUGCCUUGCCCGAGAGCCACAGGAAAACACCCGGCAAGAAGAAGCCAGUGGCCGCCAAGGCCACAGACCCUGGCCCCGGGGGCCUGGACACUGACCGCUUCCCCAGGCUCCCGAAGGAAACCAAAGCUCCGCCUCCUGUGAGCCCGGCUUCCAGGAGCGAGUUUGUGGAACGGUCCUUGUGCCGGGCAGACACGUCCGCUGAGCUGAUGUGCGCGGAAGCGAUCCUGGACAUUUCCAAGACGAUUUUGCCGGCCCCCGCGAAGGGCAGCGACGGGUCCCUGUCCGCGAGCCCACUCUUCCACUCCGCCAACGUGCCUUCCCGCUCCGACGGUGACAGUAGCUCCGUGGACAGCGACGACAGCAUCGAGCAGGAAAUCCGGACGUUUUUGGCCCUCAAGGCACAGUCAGGGAGUUUGCUGGCCAGAGGUGAGAGCUGCCCACAGGCUGCCCAGGGCCCACUUUCGCCGCCUGGCCCCAACAGCCAGACCAGCGGCCCCAAGGUCCCUCUCUCUAAAACACCGGACUCACUGCUGGGCUGCAAAAGGAAGCGUAGAGGCGGCGGCCACGUGAGGCCAUCCGUGCCCAAGAAAACACGGGAGGUGGUGAAAGACGGGGGCCGGGAUGCCGACCACAGCCAGGGGAGAGCCGAGCCCGGCCAUGAGGGGCGGGACCUGCCCGUCCAGGGCAAAGCCAGCGAGGCCCCUGGAGAGGAGGGCGCCGCUCGCCUGUCACAGGGCCAGGGGAAGACAGACGAGGCCAGGCGCCUGGACGAGAAGGAGAGCUCCGACGACAAAAGCAGCUCCCUGGACAGUGACGAGGACCUGGACACGGCCAUCAAGGACUUGUUAAGGUCCAAGCGGAAGCUGAAGAAGCGGUGCAGGGAGCCCAGGGCAGCCUGCAGGAAGAAGGUCAGGUUCAGCACCUCGCAGACGCACUUCUUGGAGCAGCUGGGCGGGCUCCGGCGAGACCGGGAGGACAGGAGGCCGCCGGUGCUCAAGAGCUGCCUCUCCAAGUCCAAGAGAGACGGCGGCGAGGGCUCUGGGAAGAAAUCCCCCAGCGUCUUCGGCGGCUCGGCAGAGAGGAUGAAGCAGGAGUGUGCCGGGAACCAGGACACGGUCCCUGCCUUCCGGGUGCGGAGACCGGCGUCUGCCUCCACCUGCGCCUCUGCCUCCGAAGGGAACCCAUUCCCCAGGGAGUCCCAGGGCUCAGCUCCCAGCCCAGGCUCCCUGUCUGACGACAGCAGUUCAGUGGACAGCGACGAUAGCAUUGAACUGGAGAUUCGGAAGUUCUUGGCGGAAAAGGCCAAGGAGUCGGUGAGCAGUUCAGAAGUUCAGGCAGAGGGCCCAGCUGCCCUCGGGACAGGGGGCCCAGCCAGGCCAGAGGUGCUGGGCAGGAAGGAGCCCGCCCUGCCGCCUGGCAUGUGUACCCGGAGCCAGAGGGCCAGGGGGACCCCACAGCCGGCAGAAGGGUCUCGAGGCACAGAGAGCUUAGGAGCGCAGGGUGCGGCUGGUCUGUUCAGCCAGGGCGGGAAGGGGCUCCCUGCUGCUCCCGGCCGAGGGGAUCCGGCACUGCCCAGGAGCACCAGCAUCUCUGCCAAGGGGCUGUCACUGAGCAGGAAAAAUGUUUACAUUCACAGAGACCAGAGCCCACAAGGGACGGAGCCUGCUGCCAAAAGUGCUUUUGGUCAGCUGCCCAGCUGUGCCACAGCGGGCACCGAGGCAGCAGGUGCCCGGGGGACCUUUCACAUGGGCUACGGGGGCCGGGGCUUCCUGACCCCCAGCCCGGGAGCUGAGAGGGACGCUCGAGCCCAGGCUGACCGCACCCUGCCCUGGAGCGACUUUGCCCACCAGAGUCGGCUGCCCAGCCCUUGGGCGCUGCGAUCCGAUGGUAGAGAUACGGCAUGGAGUGUGGGUGUUGGGAUCGAGAGAGAGAAGGGGUCCGAGGGCCCCGCCCGGGGCCUGCCCAGCCUGCCCCUUGCCGGCUUUUCCCCGCUGCUGUCCACCCAGCUCUUCCACUUUGGAAAGGGCGUCUCCUGGGGGGGCAGGCAGGCUGGCCUCUUUAGCCCCCACUUGGGGCUGCCUCUGCAGGGCCCGUCCUUCUCGGCCUUCAGGGAGGCCCAGGCCGGGCCCAGCCCUGUCUUUGGAAGCCCACACCUGCUGGCGAAGAAGGACGGCGGGUCCUGGCCUAGCAGGAAGGCGCAGCCGGGGCUGAGUUUGCAUGACAGGAGGAGCUCGGGCUCGGAGGAAAGUGUUUUGGACCUGAGGUAUAGACGGAGGGUCAUGGAUAGGGACGACCAGGACCAGGACGCCUUGGGCAGUGAUGCCAGUGACUUCAGCGACACCUCUGGGGAGGACAGUGGCGGCAGCUCAGUGGUGAAGGUGUAAGCCCUCCAGCUGUGGUUCCAUCCUGGGGUCCGUGCGCGUGUCGUGCGUGUGUGUGAUGGUCUGUGGUUGCCGGGAGGGGAGCAGGAGGCUGUUAUGCAUACCCCCGUAUAUACGUACGCCAACGCGAAACGAUGCUUUUAUUUAACAGACGUGUCCUGGUAAAUAUGAGUUUUGUAGCUUUUUGUAAAUUAUUUAAAGUGAUGUAAAAAAUAUUUUUGGAAAAUCCUGUCGUUCAAUUUUGUAGGGUGUUCCUAACUGCAGUUUUCUGUGUUCGCAUACAAGUCUUAGAUUAGAAAACACUGGGUUCUUACCGUCACAGCCAGGUUCACAGAGACUCUGAUGCUUUUUGUCGGUGGCUGGUGAGAAUGUCCGGCGGUGGCUGCCGUGGUAGCCCGAGGGAGGCCGAGCUGCCCUCCCGGGAGUCGCUCAGAUGCCCCAAGGUGUCCGUUGGGAAGCUCCCAGGACGGCACUUUUUAUACAGAGGACACCAACCCUCACCGGGCCCCCGGUCCUUGGAGGCCAGAACACAUCUGAAAACUGUAGUCAUAGCCGUCGGUUGGAAAAAAGUUUUGAAGCACAAUGGCCAUCGAGCCCGUGACCGCCCCCGUUGCAUGUGAAAUCCACGAGGAUGUCAGUGGCAGGGACUCUGCAGCCCAGCCCUGGGCCUGGGUGGGUUCGUGUCCAAUCUUGUUCAAUCACUAGAUGAUUCUAACAUCUAAAUAAACCUCGUUUUGUAUG